AUGAGUAGGCUCCUCGCCGCCCUCACGCUUUUCUCCCUACUCGCAGUUGCCCUUCUGUACUUUGCUGGCUUAGACACCUACCACUCACUCUCACCGCAAGGAUGUCGCAUGUCAUGGAUGUGGCCUUCCUAUGUGUUACAGAAUAAGUUCGAUCACACAUGGACCCCGCUUGCGCGUCGGUACAGUCUGUGGCUUUACCGCGAAGGGAACCUCGAGAGCAACGAGUUGCAUGGCGUCCCCGUCCUCUUCAUACCCGGAAACGCCGGGUCGUCGCACCAGGUUCGCUCCAUAGCAUCCUCGGCUGCUCACCAGUACUACUCCGCGCCAUACCAAGUAUCACCGGAGUUUACGAGCAAGGGCUAUACUGGUCUCGACUUUUUUGCUGUGGAGUACAACGAGGAUCUGUCUGCCUUCCAUGGUCCGACCAUUGACUCAGAGACCGCAUAUGCAGCACGCGCCAUCGACUAUAUACUGUCCUUGUAUCCCGCAGGCACGUCCGUCAUCGUCAUGGGUCAUUCCAUGGGCGGAAUUGUCGCUACCGCUCUACUCCCAAAUCCCAACAUCUCUACCAUUAUUACCAUGUCCACGCCGCAUACCCUCCCUCCGGUACGGUUCGACCGCCGCAUCGACCACAUAUACGCCAACAGCCACAAAUUGCUGGCUUCUGACCCGACGCCCAUUUUAUCCCUCUGUGGAGGCGCGACCGACCUCAUGAUUCCGUCCGAAUCCUGUGUAUUGUCAUCAGCUUUUGGAAACUUCAGCAGCUCUGUGUACCGACGCACUGUGUUCUCAAGCGCGCUGGAGGGGUGCUGGACCGGCGUUGGACACCUUGCUAUGGUGUGGUGUCACCAAGUUCGCUGGCGCGUCGCCCGCGCGGCGUUGGAAAUCGCAGCAGCGAAGAACGUAGAAGGGCGUGCAGCAGCCCUGGACCUAUGGCUGCGGGACGGGCAUACCUUGCCGCCUGUACAUGUUCCCGAUGACGUUCACUUGCGCCGAGGGUUGUACCACUCUGUGCCACCCAAUCAACACCUCUUGGUCCGCGACCCUGAUGGCUCGCAGACCUACCUCCUCCCAUUCCCAAAAGCUGAAGAGGGCCGAACAUCGCUCAAAUUUGUUCUGUACGCAUCUCAAGGGUCGAUGCCACCCGUCUCACCUCGUCAACCUCUUCCGUUCCAGGCGGCAGUCCGCGUGUGCAAGGAACACGAUGAAAUCUCAUGUUCUCCGCUGACACCAUCCACCCUCAAGCUCAUCCCUAGCCCUAUCCCGGGCUCCCCUUUCCCGGUACCUGGUGAAGGCGCAGACGAGUCUGAGGGUGUUGUGCUGUUCGAGGCCGAUGUUGCUUUGGGCACGAACUCAUACGUCGCCGUGACUGUGGAAAACGGCGAUAAACGAGGUUGGAUAUUCGGCGGAUUUGCCGAGAUCGAGCCCAUCAACAUCGAAGUGGGUCUGACGAGCCUCCUGGUUUCUUCGGUCGAUGUCGCUGUACUAAGUGGUAUCCGUUGGCAACUCAAUCUCCCCAAUCUGCCGGCAAACUCCCUGGUUGUAUAUCGCUUGACGCCAAGAUACGACCCAAAUCCCUCCUGCACACCUGAUGCCGUGUUGCUACCCCUUCUUACCCACCAGUCGCAUCCAUCUGAGACGCACUAUUUCCCACUUGCACCCAGCUUCUCGAGGCGCAUCCUCCUACACUCCCAUUCCGCUGCGCCGUACAUUGCGUCCGACCACCCUUCAGGUCAUGUGCUGACUAUCCAUUCGUCCGGCGAGUGCCGCGUGAGUGAAUUAGAGCUGAGUGUGGAUUGGUGGGCAACCAUCGGUCGCUGGGGUACACGAUAUGGAACCGCAGCUGCGUGCUGGGCUGUGGGCAUCGUUGCUGCACUCAUGUGGGAUACAUGGCGGCUAGUGGGAAGUGGCGCUCUCAUUCCAGACGUGCGGUCGUCCCUGGACUUGUUCGCGCGCAAGAGACUGCCAUAUCUCGUUAUUGCAUCAUAUUUCAUCUCCUUUAUACCACUGCGGGUAGGUAUCUGGCUGGGUAAUGGAGGAAGUCCGCAUUUCGCAUCGCUUGCGACACUGCUACUCCCCAUAACAUUCGGAUUAGUAUGCGUGAUGUGGUGGCUUUUGCUCAUUCUGCUCUGGCCAUUACAACGCGUUCUGAAAAUAUUCGGAAGGCGCAAAGAAGAACCUACUCUUCGCCGACCCACUACAGCUCUCCUAUCGAUGGGGCUCAUAUUCUUGGUUAUUUUUAUUCUCGUCCCGUGGCAAGUCGCAUUCCUUGGCUGCUGGCUCAUCCAUUUCUAUACCUGUGCAUCAUCACUGGCGGAACUAUCUUCGUAUCCUUCACCUGUUCCUGGUACCGAGGCUGUCCCACUCGUCCCUGUACCCUCGGAUCCUACACAAGCAUUCAUUGAAGCCCAUGAUGAUAAUACGCCCAAUCCUCCGACUCCGACUCGCAUCUCGCCGCUACAGCAGACCAAUGCGCAAUUGCACUUGUUGCUGUUUAUGACAUGGCUACUGCCCCUGGUGGCGCCUGUGCUCGCUGUAUGGGUCCGCACGCUCGCGACGGCAGGGCUCACAACGCCCUUUGACGGCGAUCACAACUUCCUGUAUGUCGCCCCAUUCCUGGUACUCGUCGAGGUCUUUGGCAGCGGGGAUGCGAGCAUCGGAAUAAAAUCAUUCUUCGAGCGCCAAGAACGCGUGUCGCCGAGGUGGGGGAUGGCGGCGCUCGCCCUCGUGGCGUUCUUCACCGGACCGAGGACGACGUACAUGGUGUUCGAGACAGCGAGCGUGGCGAUGGGCUGGGCGGUGAUGAGACGGAUUGCGCCUAUGUACUGGAGUGGGAGGACGUGA
Dichomitus squalens LYAD-421 SS1 is the source of this 2844-nucleotide messenger RNA. Its product is annotated as PGAP1-domain-containing protein. Bases 1 to 2844 code for a protein of 947 amino acids. Gene Ontology annotation, cellular component: endoplasmic reticulum. Gene Ontology annotation, biological process: endoplasmic reticulum to Golgi vesicle-mediated transport; GPI anchor metabolic process. The record is from RefSeq and is a predicted model, not a curated record. The transcript has 8 exons. Gene Ontology annotation, molecular function: phosphatidylinositol deacylase activity. NCBI's taxonomy places the organism in Eukaryota, Fungi, Basidiomycota, Agaricomycetes, Polyporales, Polyporaceae.